GAGCUCACUCACACACACUGCUUAAAAGGGUCCCAGGCAGGAGUGCUCACUGAUCCACCAGAGCGGAGUGUGUGUGCGUACACACAAGCGCGUCUGCGAGGGGCGACUGCCAACUGGCCACUGAGCCGCCGGAGAAGCGAGGAGGAGGAGGAAGGAGGCCAGGAUGCCACAGAACGUGGUGCUGCGUGGGCCAGCCCCCUGGGGCUUCCGGCUCUCGGGGGGGAAGGACUUCAGCCAGCCACUGACCAUCACCAGGAUCACCCCUGGCAGUAAGGCGUCACUGGCUAACCUGUGUCCUGGUGACAUCAUCCUGGCCAUCGAUGGUGUCCCCACCGAGGACAUGAUGCACUGCGAGGCACAGAACAGGAUCAAGGACUGUAGCAGCCAGCUGAGUCUGCGUAUCGAGAGGCCAGAGACCAGGCUGUGGUCGCCAUUGGUCACAGAGGGUGACAAGCCCAACCCCUUCAAAGUGAAUCUGGAGUCCGAACCGCAGGACUGCAAGCCUAUUGGCACCGGCCACAACCGCAAGGCCCAGCCAUUCAUAGCUGCGGCCAACAUCGACGACAAGAGACAGGUGGUGAGCUCGUCCUACAACUCCCCCAUAGGGCUGUACUCCUCAGGCAACAUCCAGGACGCCAUGCAGGGCCAGCUGAGGGGCCUCGUGCAGAGCAAGCCCGAGGGAACCUCCCGCCUGUCAUCCAUCGAGGAGUCGCACGUGUACCGCAUGCUGCAGGAGGAUGAGGAGGAGCCCCAUAUGCCCCGCCAGUCCAGCUCCUUCAAGGCCCUGCAGGAUUUCGUGGACAGUGAUGGCACCCGUCCCUUGGUCACCAGGACGGUGAAGGCACCCGUGACAAAGCCCCCAGCGUCCCCUGGAACCCUCCAGAAGCUGCCCCUGUGUGACAAGUGUGGCAAUGGCAUCGUGGGCACCGUGGUAAAAGCCCGGGACAAGUUCCGACAUCCAGGCUGCUUUGUGUGCUCAGACUGCGACAUGAACCUGAAGCAGAAAGGCUACUUCUUCGUGGAGGGCCAGCUGUACUGUGAGACCCACGCCCGCACUCGGACAAGACCCCCCGAGGGGCACGACCUCAUCACCGCCUACCCCAUGUAGGACCCCCAGCAGGCCGCCCCGCUGCACUGCGCCGCACUCCUUGAUACUGACACAGUUUGCGAUGCUUGUUUCCACCGAACCUGCUGCAUUUGCUGCAACUGAGUAGAAAAAUCAUGAGGCUAAAAUGUGUUUAGAGUACGUUUCAGAUCCCCAGAUCGGUAAGACAGUGCCCUCUAGUGGCAAAGGUAGGUGUUCCAUGGACACAUGGAACCGCGGGUAGAACGCCUCACCUUUUCUUCUGAGUGAUGACAUCAGAAACAGCCUGCAGAGAAUGACACUUCCUCUCCUGGAAGAUAUUCUCGUGUUUUUUAAGCUGAUGUUGGCUUGUCGCCAUGCCGCCGUUUUCUGCUUUACAAAAAGUUCUUAGAUGCUAUAAACAAGUUACCAUGUAUUGGCGGAUGAGAUUGGACAGACAUUCUUAAAAACUACUGGUUCUAUAUAGAAAAUUAACUUUUUGCAAAAAUAGCUCGCUGUUUUGUAAAAGGGCCUUAGGCUUACUUGUUUUGCCAAAUCAUGCCUUUUUGCUACAAUGAUUGCACACUCAAUGUGCCCACCGAUUUGUUAUGUUUCACAAAUGCAGCUUAAAGCCUUUUUGAAAGCCCCUUGAGGUUAUCAGCUGUUUGUCUGUGCCUGCGAUCAGACGUUUUCUGCUGUGUUUUGCACUCCCAUUGUCCUAAAUAAAGAAAUGUCGGGUCCAGCUGCU
Molecule: messenger RNA, 1811 nt
Organism: Paramormyrops kingsleyae
Lineage: Eukaryota; Metazoa; Chordata; Actinopteri; Osteoglossiformes; Mormyridae
Gene: pdlim3a
Product: PDZ and LIM domain 3a
Biological process (GO): heart development; actin cytoskeleton organization; muscle structure development
Cellular component (GO): Z disc; filamentous actin; adherens junction
Molecular function (GO): actin binding; muscle alpha-actinin binding
Source: RefSeq, a predicted model, not a curated record